AUGCACUCAAGUUUCUACGAUAUAUUGAAGUACAGCCACAAGACUUUGGCAAUGCUCAUUGUUACCUUUUUCGAUCAUGAUAUGGAUUUUGCCACGGCAUUAUGCAGCUUACCGUCAAAUUUUCCAGUAGCAAGCAUUAACUGGUGGCAAGAUCUAGGUCAUUGGGAAUUACAUGAUGAAUUUAGUGAAAGAAUAACUAUGAUGAGCCCCAACUUACCUCCUGGAGUUGUGGGUGACCAUUUUCUGAUCAUUGAUGACGCCCUCAUUGAGCGUUUUGUAGUGAAGAUGAAAAGCAAGGCGAAUAAUGUGCAAUUAGCUACACUCAAGAAGUUUUACACAGGAUUGGAAUUACGUCAAAUAUACUCGGAAAGCUUAAGAAAUAGAAAAAAAGUUGCUUUUGCCUCAAGAUGGAGAAAGGAAACGACGGGCACCUCCUUUGGAUCCCUGGAGAUCCACAUGAUCAAAAUUUAA
Molecule: messenger RNA, 471 nt
Organism: Lodderomyces margitis
Lineage: Eukaryota; Fungi; Ascomycota; Pichiomycetes; Serinales; Debaryomycetaceae
Exons: 2
Coding region: 1-471 (156 amino acids)
Source: RefSeq, a predicted model, not a curated record